UCGAAGGGAACUCCGUUUUUCCGAAUCAACUCCUGUUCGACUACAUGGCAACACAUUUAAAUGCCCUGAAACAGCGUCUCUCUCUAUGUGCAGCGUCUACGUCACGCGCUGUGACCCUCUUGCCCAUGGAAGCGCGCGAGACCCAGCCGGAGCCGCCCGUUCAUCGCGUGAAAACACCUUUGGAAAGAAUGUCAUCCAGUGAUUCUCUUACAAAUGGAUUUAUCGGUCUCCGAGAAUAAUUUGCAUUUCGGCGGUUUUGCGGGGGAAUGCCUACUCCAAGGCAAAGCCCUGUGGAGGAAAGGGAGGUGCUGAGUGGUGAAGGAAGAUCCAACAACAACAACAUGGCUGAUGCCACCACCACCAACCUGCUGGCCUCUGUUAAAGAGCAGGAGCUCCAGUUUGAACGGCUUACCAGAGAACUUGAAGAAGAGAGACAGAUUGUGGCCAAUCAGCUGGAGCGAUGCAGGUUGGGGGCGGAGUCUCCAGAUGCUGUGAGUGACAGCUCUUCUGAGAAGUCCCUUCUGUGGAGAUCUGCAGAAUCCUCAGGUGCAGGUGUGUCUAAGCCGUCGGAUGGUUGCUCCUCGCCCACAUUUGGGGUCAGAGGUCAGGAGUUACUUUACUCUCCUGAAUUGGAACAGAUCUCCCUGCGUGAAAGGUCUGCGCCAAACUCACGCAGCUCUACUCAAAUUAAUUCGUAUUCAGAUAGUGGCUAUCAGGAGGUGAGUGGUUACUAUAGUAACACAGUGACACCCAGACGAUCGGAAGGGAGGUCCCAGUCGACAAGCUCCGCCCCCAGCGGAAGCCCCACCCUCGUCAUGAUUUCUAGGGCUGAAGGACAGGCCUCAGCACAGGUGGGCAGCAGUGGCCGAGUCAUGAGGCGUGUCAGUUCUGUUCCCUCUCGUGCCCCAUCCCCACUCUACACCCCGUCCCCACCUGCGUCUCGCCAGCCUCUGCGUACUUCUCUCGGAAGCCCCUAUGGCUCACCUAUAGUUUCAGAGCCCCGUCCUCUACCUAGUAUAUUUCCUGGCACCAGCUUGCCUCCUGCCUCCAGCCACGCCCCCGACCUAGUACACUCCAGCUACUUGGGACGGCAUGGAAAUGGGACAUUGUCAGAGUCUGAGUCACCAACACUCCUGCGGGCCGGUAUGACCGCUCAGCCUCAGCAGUACGGGACCCUGGGGAAGCACGAUUCACACGCAUAUGACAGCACUCACUCUUCUUUUGGGUCACGGGCCUAUGACAUCUUUGAGAGGAUGGUACUUUCAAGACCGGAUAGCCUUACAGGCUUGCAAACCUCUUAUAGUCAGAACAGCCAGUUAGGCCAAGACGCCCGCUCCCCUGACUGCCACGUCACGCCAAUCUAUGAAGACAGAACCUUCCAGAACCCUCUGUACCAGAGCCCCACGAAUGGCUCCCAGAGCGCUAUCUCCAGAAACAAUACAGGGUUUGGUACUUUACAAAGGACCAGUAGUCAGUGUAGCACUCUGAGGUACCAGCGAGGGUUAUUCUCAGUGGGCUCCAUGGCAACGCACUCUGACAACUUUCGCCCCGCCCAUUACCACCAAACCGACUCGAACUACACCAGACAUGCAGCUGCCGUCGACAACGCCGUCACACGCUCGCCUUCCAUAGACAGUGUUCACAAAGAUCCCAGGGAGUUUGCCUGGAGAGACCCCGAGCUGCCAGAGGUGAUCCGAAUGCUGCAGCAUCAUUUCCCUUCUGUCCAGGCCAAUGCUGCAGCAUACAUACAGCACCUGUGCUAUGGAGACAACCGCAUAAAGGCAGAGGUGUGUCGACUCGGGGGGAUCCGGCACCUGGUGGAUCUGCUUGACCACAAAACCCUGGAAGUUCAGCGGAAUGCUUGCGGAGCUCUGCGAAACCUAGUGUAUGGAAAAGCCACCGACGAUAAUAAAGUGUGUGUGAGGAAUUCCGGUGGAAUCCCAGCUUUGGUUCGUCUGUUGAGGAAAACGGCAGACACUGAAGUGCGAGAGCUCGUAACCGGAGUGUUGUGGAACCUGUCGUCAUGUGAUUCUGUGAAGAUGACGAUCGCUCGGGAUGCUCUCGGGCCACUUACCAACACAGUCAUUAUCCCUCACUCUGGGUGGGGUGCGGCCCCUCAGCGAGAGGACCAGAAACUCAAACUACACUCAUCUUUGGUGCUGAGGAACACCACUGGUUGCCUCAGGAACCUAAGCUCAGCUGGAGAAGAGGCCAGAAGGCAGAUGCGUUGCUGUGAAGGGCUGAUUGAUUCCCUCCUUUAUAUAAUCAAAACCUGCGUAAACACCUCUGAUUAUGACAGCAAGAUUGUGGAAAACUGUGUGUGCACUUUGAGGAACCUGUCAUACCGUCUUGAGCUGGAGAUGCCUCCGUCUCGGCUGAUGGGGGCCCAGAAUCUGGACACGCUCCUGGGCCCUGACACCUCCAGUAAGCAGGCCGACUACAGCUGCUGGGGGCUCAGAAAGAAGAAGAAGAAGAGGUCCUGGCAGGAUCAGCAGUGGGAUGGUGUGGGGCCUAUUCCAGGAUUUUCUGGAAGUCCAAAGGGCGCAGAGAUGCUGUGGCAUCCAUCUGUGGUAAAACCUUACCUCACUCUGCUGGCAGAGAGCUCAAACCCAGCCACGCUGGAAGGGGCAGCUGGGUCUCUGCAGAAUCUCUCCGCCGGAACCUGGAGGUUUGCGGCCUACAUCCGUGCUGCUGUACGUAAAGAGAAGGGUUUGCCCAUACUGGUGGAGCUACUAAGAAUGGAUAAUGACAGGGUUGUCUGCGCUGUGGCCACUGCUCUACGGAACAUGGCUCUCGACGCCAGGAACAAGGAGCUCAUUGGAAAAUACGCCAUGCGGGACCUAGUGACCCGUCUCCCUGGCAAUGGGCCGUCCCUGCUGUCGGAUGAGACAGUGGCGGCGGUCUGCUGUGCGCUGCACGAGGUCACCAACAGGAAUAUGGAGAACGCCCGUGCUCUCGCCCAGACGGGCGGCAUCGACAAACUGGUUACAAUCAGCAGAGGACGUGGGGAGAGGUACUCCAUGAAGGUGGUCAAGGCAGCAGCUCAGGUGCUAAAUACUCUUUGGCAGUACAGAGAUCUGCGUACCUUUUACAAAAAGCAUGGCCGGCUCUACUACCCUGAGGAGGGAAAUCAAAGCACCUAUGACACUUUCGGAAUGUACCUGUCAUCUCCGAUGGGCUACGAGGAUGCGUACCUGGACGAGCCUGUUCGUUAUCCCGUGAAAACCCCUGAUACAUAUCAGUGUGUUUAUUUUCUUCCUGGGGCUUUCAGAAAUGUGCUCUGGUCAAGCUCAUACACUUUUUAG
Sinocyclocheilus grahami is the source of this 3305-nucleotide messenger RNA. Its product is annotated as plakophilin-4-like. The transcript has 20 exons. NCBI's taxonomy places the organism in Eukaryota, Metazoa, Chordata, Actinopteri, Cypriniformes, Cyprinidae. The coding region runs from base 267 to 3305 and encodes 1012 amino acids. Gene Ontology annotation, molecular function: protein binding. Gene Ontology annotation, biological process: cell-cell adhesion. The record is from RefSeq and is a predicted model, not a curated record. Gene Ontology annotation, cellular component: plasma membrane; adherens junction; nucleus.